AUGGGGAAGUACAAUCUAACCGCCCUUCGAGUUCGACAGACUGCUCUCCGCCAAAAGGCCAGCGCAAAGAUAGAUAGGCUACCGGAAUGGGUUGAUAUCAUCGGUGACAUACCUCCAGCACAGGUUAUCGUUCGUCACCAGCCCAUCCAACACGAUUACCUGCGCCAGCGCGUCAGGACGGUGCCGGAAACUUCAGAGACCGAGGUCUACUACGAGAGCGUGAACAAAAGGAGGACGACGAAUCGCAAUAAAAAGCCCAGCAAACUCUUUCAGCCCGUGAAAAUCAAAUAUGAAGAAGACCAACUUCGAAAGGAGUUCUUUCGUGAUCAUCCGUGGGAACUGGCACGACCUCGAAUCAUACUGGAAAAGACCGGAAAGGACUUUGAGAACUAUGACUGGAGCCGAAUACAACAAGCAGGCAAGAGACUUGACGGUGAAAGCGUGGUGCAACGACAGCUCUGGCUUCUCAACAACGUGCCCGACAUGACCAAGACCGCUGCGUAUGAUAUUGCUCGUCGAGAGUUCUACCGUCUCCGCCUAAGACAGGAAAUCGAGCAAAGGGUGGCGGCCGAGGAGGCCGAAGCGAACGGUGCAGUGUUUGGGCCUCGCAUGCUGGACGUCUCGAUGGGCCUCGAAGACAAGAUCUUUGAAGACUGGAAGUCGUGGGCUAAGACUCAGGCUCAAGUCCUCGACCAAAAGGCUGCAGCAUUCGUCGGAGCGCCGGAAGCUGCGUUGCCUGCCGACGACACUGGCCCUGAGCCUGAAGCCGAGCCAGAAAACGAAGUCUAA
Messenger RNA from Talaromyces atroroseus, 789 nucleotides. Its product is annotated as 37S ribosomal protein S25, mitochondrial. The record is from RefSeq and is a predicted model, not a curated record. The coding region runs from base 1 to 789 and encodes 262 amino acids. The transcript is spliced from 2 exons. Gene Ontology annotation, cellular component: mitochondrial small ribosomal subunit. Gene Ontology annotation, molecular function: structural constituent of ribosome. Lineage: Eukaryota; Fungi; Ascomycota; Eurotiomycetes; Eurotiales; Trichocomaceae.